AUGCAACUUGCUGGUAAUGUUUGGAAUCAUUUUCAACGUCAACAACACCAUAAUAUUAUCAUUUUUCAAAAUCAAAUUAAAGCAUGGGCAUUUCCAACAAGCAAUGAUGUGAACAUCUUUUGCAAUUUGCAUACGUGUCACAUCACAUGUCAUCACAUGCCCUGUAAUGAACAAAGGCAGCGUCGAAACGUCAUAACGAUGAAUAACAUUGAUGAUGAUGACGAUGAUGAUGAUAUUCAUGUUAUACGGACCAAUUUUCACGUUCACAAUAAACAUAAACCAACUGAUGAAGAAGAAGACGAGAAUUUCAACAAUAUGAAAAAUAGCGGUAAAUUACAAACGUCUAAUGAUCUAUCAACAACAACAACAACAGCAGCAGCGAUAACAACAAUAACAAUAACAACAACAAUAGCAACAACAGCGACAACGACAAAACAAAUAAAUAUGGUUAUGAGAACAUUGGAAGAAAUGACAACAAGUGGAAAUUUUUCGUGUUUAAUAAAAAUUGAAAAUAGUAAAUUGUUUAUUAUCACAAUGAUUAUAUUUUUAUUUCUAAUUCUUAUUGUAUUAUUAGUAUGGUUUUUGUUUGUAUCCAAAAUGUUACUAACAAAUGAUAAAAUGAAAUAUAUUUGCUGA
Messenger RNA from Brugia malayi, 636 nucleotides. RefSeq lists its product as uncharacterized. The record is from RefSeq and is a predicted model, not a curated record. The transcript has 3 exons. Lineage: Eukaryota; Metazoa; Nematoda; Chromadorea; Rhabditida; Onchocercidae. Bases 1 to 636 code for a protein of 211 amino acids.